GAACAUAAUCGUUCAUACAUAGAUACAUACAUACAUACAUAUACAAUGGGAGGAAAGAAGAAGGGAAGCAAGAAUGUUACAAAGGGUAUUACAAAGAAGGAGAAACCUGUUAUACCUAGACUGUUGGAUGAUGAUGAUGACUUCUUCUUGCCCAAGGUUGAAGAUGCUCUAAGAGAGAUAUUCGGUCGUUAUGAUUCAAAUAAGGAUGGCGCAUUGUCAUUGGCUGAACUGAAUCAAUUCGCUGUAAAGUGCAAUGGCAAGCCAUUCGACAAGGACUCUAUCGAUGCCAUUCAAGAGGCAUUCAGUUGCAAUGACAAGGGUGAGCUCACCAUCACUGGCUUCCUCGAGAUGUACUGCAUGCAAUCAAUGUCCGAGCCUGAGGAAACCUGGAGGGACAUCACUGCACAUGGAUAUAACUCAAACGUGGAGCUCAAGACUGCUGAGGAGUCUGCAGUUGCUCCUUCAUCUUCACAACAGGCAGCCAUCACAAGUUCUGCCGAAACACCAUCGACUUCGACAUCAACGAGCGAGACGACACCAUCAUCAAAGACGACAGAGGACUCAAACAUCAUUGGUCAAUUGGAGACCAAGGUUAACAACCUCAAUGUA
Molecule: messenger RNA, 609 nt
Organism: Acytostelium subglobosum LB1
Lineage: Eukaryota; Evosea; Eumycetozoa; Acytosteliales; Acytosteliaceae
Exons: 1
Molecular function (GO): calcium ion binding
Source: RefSeq, a predicted model, not a curated record